Molecule: messenger RNA, 8702 nt
Organism: Pygocentrus nattereri (red-bellied piranha)
Lineage: Eukaryota; Metazoa; Chordata; Actinopteri; Characiformes; Serrasalmidae
Gene: prrc2a
Product: proline-rich coiled-coil 2A
Exons: 16
Coding region: 296-5974 (1892 amino acids)
Biological process (GO): cell differentiation
Source: RefSeq, a predicted model, not a curated record
UCUACAGCAUUCCCUGUCUGCAACUGAAGCCUUGUUUUAUUUAGCUAGGCGAAGCUGUCCGCGUUUGGCUUGUGUUUAGACUUGGGCUGCUUUUUUUUGCCAGCUAGCUUGGUUAGCUAGCUAGGUUAGCUAGCUGAACAACAACAGCGUGAGCUUUAGCUGGUACAUAAAAAUAGCUGGCUAGAAACUGAUCUUAUAGAGUUUAUUAAUCAUAAUACCACAGCAAUACAACCUCGAGACGAGUCGGAACAAGACCAGUCUCAGGGCUCACCAUACUCAAUGAGCGUACAGCGCAAUGUCAGAGCGCUCUGGGCAAACAGCAAAGGGGAAGGAUGGCAAAACCAAGUAUGCGUCUCUCAACCUGUUUGAUACUUACAAAGGAAAGAGCCUUGAAGCACAGAAGCCUGUUGUUACCCCUCGUCAUGGCUUGCAGUCUCUUGGUAAAGUUGCCUCUGCACGGCGCAUGCCCCCCCCAGCCAGCCUGCCCAGUCUGAAGGCGGAGAACAAAGGCAACGACCCCAACGUCUCGCUCGUUCCCAAAGACGGCACAGGAUGGGCAAGCAAGCAGGAUCCAGCAGACCCAAAGAGUACCGAUGUAUCGUCAGCACCGCAGCCGGAGUCGCAGCAGCCUGUGGCUUCACAGACACCUGCGCCGAGCCUGCCGAGAACACCUCCAGCUCAAGAGGCCCAAACUACAGCUCUAGCCGCAGGGACAAGGUCCUGGGCUCAGGCCAGUGUUACACAUGGAGCACAAGGAGAUGGUGGAAAGGGAUCAAACCAACCGUCGCCAUUCUCUCGCGAGGAAUUUCCCACCCUGCAGGCGGCGGGAGACCCGGACAAAGCUGGCAAAGAACAGGCCACUGCAGAUCAGUGGUAUGGGCCAGGACCAAGCCUCCGCCCCCAGAAUGUGACGAGUUGGCGGGAUGGUGGGGGCCGUGCAUUGGCACCCACCAUACCUGGGGAGGGGUUGGUGGAGGGCGGCAUUGGAGGUGCAAUGACGAUGGAGGGUGCUGCUGGGGCCCCUCCCCUCCAGCAGAAUCCGCCCUCCCUUGGGCCGCCUAGAAACCCUCCUGCUGGCAGCCCCACCCUUCCACUCCCCCAGCCUCCUGUUGGCCCGCAGUUCCCUGCUUACAGAGGAAUCAUGCCUCCAUUUAUGUACCCACCUUAUCUGCCCUUCCCACCCCCUUAUGGUCCACAGGGGCCUUACAGGUUUGCUCCACCCAGUGAGGCUGCCAGAUUCCCUCGUUCGCAGGGCGUUGCUGGACCGGAUGGGAGGCCCCCAUGUGGUCCCCGUGGUGAGGUGGUCAGACGCCCCUCCAUCCUUAAACAGGAUGACCUCAAGGAGCUGGAUGAGUUAGAUCAUGAUGGAGAUGAAGGGUGGGCCGGGGCACAAGAGGAAAUUGACUACUCCGCCAAGUUGAAGUUCAGCGAUGAUGAAGGAGAUGAUGGAGAGGAGGAGAAGAUUGAAGGCCAGAAUGGAAUUCGGGAGCAGCAGAAGUCCCAAGACGGACCUGCCACAGGUUUACGUUCUCAAACGUCUGACAGUGGAGGGGAGAUGCGGCACACCCCUCCUUCCAGUAGUGAUGACGCCUCACCAGCACCCUCCAGCAAGCCAAGUUGGGCCGAGGAGGGAGGAAGCGGCUGGUGUGCUCAGACAAGCACUGGACCCCAUCAGGACCGGCCCCCAAACCAGUCAACCUCCCAAAAGCCACCUCAGGCCCAGCCGGGUGCCCCUGUCCCUCCAGCCUCAAGCGUCCUGCCCCCCCAGCAGCAGGGUGAAGAUGAGGAUGAGACAUGGCGUCAGCGGAGGAAGCAGUCAUCUUCAGAGAUCUCUGCAGCGGUGGAGCGUGCCCGACGUCGGCGCGAGGAGGAAGAACGUAGGAUGGAAGAAGAGAGGCGUGCUGCAUGUGCUGAGAAGCUGAAGAGGCUGGAUGAGAAACAGCAGCAGCAGAAGCAACAGCAACUUCAGCAGCAGCAGAGCAUCAAGCCCAGUGCUGCUGGGGACGUUCCAACGACCAGUCCCAGCCCUUCCCUUCCAGCAUCAGUGUCCUCCUCCAGUGCCAGUCAGCCCCCAUCACCCUGCGUAGACAUAGAGGAACCGCCUCUUGCAUCCGCUCAGGCGGGUGUCACCACAUUGGGGCUAAGUGCUAAUGCUAAUAACAGGCAAAGGGCUGGCAGCAACAGCAGCUAUGACUCAAACACUGAGUCCCCACAAGUUGCUCAGCCUCUCGCCCCUCAGCAUCAGCCGCCCCUCGAAGUCCCAGGACAAGGGGAGAGCAAAGAGGAGCCCGUAGCAAGUGGUGCACACAUCCGCAGCAGCAGAAGUGGAGAUGAAUCUGUAAAGACAGAAGCGGUGUCAGGAGGAGCAGGACGGCAAGGGAGUGGAAUGCCUGGCCAGGGUUUUUCCAAAUACCAAAAGUCUCUGCCACCUCGCUUUCAGAGACAACAGCAGGAACAGCUCCUCAAACAGCAGCAGCAGUGGCAGCAGCAGCAACACCACAACCAGGCAGCCCAAGCCCAGCUCCAGUCCCAGCCGACUCAGCAGGGCCCCUCUCCUGGUCCCACACCGCAGUCAGGCCCUAAACAACCUGCCCUGUACCCACCGGGCUCCAUGGGACGACCUCCUCCUCUGCCCAUGAAUUUCGACCCACGUUGGAUGAUGAUGCCGUACAUGGAUCCUCGCAUGAUGCAGGGUCGUCCCCCUCCCAUGGAUUACUACUCUGCCAGCAUGCAUCCCUCUGGACUGAUGAGUCGGGAGCGCUCUGAUUCAGGUGGCUCCGGUUCAGACCCCUUCGAUAGACAACAGCAUGGAGGUCCCCCUCAUCCUCAUCGUGGUACACCCCCCAUGGAUCCUAAACUGGCCUGGGGACCAGAUGUUUUUCCAGGGGGCAGUGAGGGUCGAGCUUUGAGUUCUCCCUUAAGGCAGAAACAGACUCUGGAGGAGGAAGACAUUGGUAAAGGCCCAAGGUCUGACACUCCUCCAGUGCGCAUGCGAGAAGGUGGUUCAGGCCCCAUUCAGCCACCUGGUGUGGCACCUAAUUCUCCUUCUGGAUCCUCUGAUCAAAAUACAGCACCUAUGGGGACUCAAGUUGGUUGCCAGGGAGGCAGCCAUCACCAACCCUUCUUAGCAGGGCGAGGAAACUACAGCACCUUUGCUGACAAUGGAUCCAGGAUGGCCACUCACCCACAGCAAAGGGGGAGCAGUGCUGGAGAGCUUCGUGGCUUUGGCCAUCAGGAUGAAGGUCCACAGGGCAGCCAGCAGAGUCAAAUCUGGGGGGCCCCACAUGCCCACUUUGACCGCAACGGUCGUGCAGAUCUCUCUUCCAUGGAGAACAACCCCCAUUUGCAGCACCAUCAUGCUCAUCACUCUCAUCCUUCUCAUUUCUCUCUUCAUCCUCACAAACAGGAGAAUGGCAGAGAGCAGGAGAGAGGAGGAGAGCCCAAAAAGAGCGAAACCUCGCCUCCACUCCACCAGCCGUCCCUGUCCUCCUCCUGCUCCUCCUCUUCCUCCUCCUGUUCAGCAAGAGAGGACAGCAGUGGAAAGCAGUCACUACAUCACCCACCUCCUCAUCAUGAGCAUGACACUGGUCAUGGAAAUGUUGGUAGCCGGAAACAGGACAAAACGGGAAGUGCAUAUUCUCACAUGCAGUCCUCCCAGCAUACUGUGCAGCAGCACCACUCCAAAGCUAAUUUACGUGGUCGGGAGCAAAAGACUGAAACACAGUGGGGUCCAAGACCUGGAAGCAGCAGUGCGAGUGGUGGACAUGCACAUAUCAGAAAGGCAGGUUCUGGACACACAGGAGGAGAAGAGUCCAAUCAUCAGAUUGAUAAGCCUGUUGUCCAAUCAGGAGGUGGUAACCCUAACAAGCGGGCAGGUCCUAUUAAGCGUCCUGUGCUGAAGGAAAUGAAGAAGGAUGGUGGUGAAGGUGAAGGAGGGAAAGUGACCGGAGGCUCUGGAAAAGAUAAAGAACAAGAUGCAAGUCAGGCAUCAGUCAAGCAAGAUUCUGGUCCUCAUUCCUCAUCUGGACCCUCUGGGAAAGAUGAACCCCCACCAUCUGGAAAACCAAGAAAUGGUGGAAAGGAUCGAGGUGCAGGUGGGGGACCUAGUAAAGGACCCAAAGAAGGGGACAACUUUGUCCAAGCCGCUGGCUGUCCACCUCCACUGUCUAGAAGGGACAGGGAGCGUUCUUAUGAAACGAGUGGUAGCGGAGGAGGUACUACUUGCCAUGCAGGCUCUUCCCGAGGCAACCGAGCGAACCGUGGAAGAGGAGAGUUCUAUGGUCGGGGCAGAGGCUACAGGGGCACUUACACGGGCAGUGCACGUGGCAGGGCAGGUGGUAGAAACAGCCGAGACUACAGGUCAGCUGCCAACAGUGGCUAUCAGCAUGGCUCCUCCAACCAAGAUUACAAGAGGGAGGUAUCGUCUGGCAGACAUGGCCAGGGAGGCUCUCAGCAUAAUCCUGGACGUGCCAGAAACCACAGUGAGACACGAAGUGAGGGAUCUGAAUAUGAGGAGGUGCCGAAAAGGAGGAGGCAGAGGGGCUCUGAAACAGGCAGCGAGAGCGCUGCUAGUGACCUUGCUCACUCUGACAAGGAGGAUCGCAAAGCAAACCCAAAGAAAGGAACAAUUGGCGAGAACCCAGCUAUGACCAAUUCAUCUAGCUCAGCCCCUCCUAGAAACACACAAGCCAGAGUGUUCACGCCUAGGGGAGUGCCUUCUAGACGUGGCAGGGGUGGAGGAGGCGCUGGAGGAAGUGUCUACAGAAGCGCAGGCAGUGGAGGAGGAGUGUCUGGUGGACAUCGUGCUGGGUCUGGUUCUUCUCAAGGUUUGUCUGUUAAAUCCUCUGCAUCGGUCCGAAAGCAGCAUACACCCUCACAACCCCCACCACCAAAAGAAGCAAAUCGUGGACCUAACGGGGAAAAGAGGGAGAAGACUGCAGAGCAGGGCCAGGCUCCGAGUCAAGGCAUAAACUCUUCAAUACCCUCUGUGCCCACAACUGCCCACCAGGGCACUGAAAAUGGGGGUCUGAUUCAGCUGUCCUCGGGCCACACCACAUCCAAUUCCACUGGUCCCACAACCAAACCAGUCUCUCUGCCCAAUGCAGACGGCCGGAGUCUUCCGCACAGAGGUUUUGAGCGACCCCCUCGUCGCAGGCGCCACGGAAGGUCCCAGCACCAGCAGGAUAAGCCUCCUAGAUUCCGUCGACUGAAGCAGGAGCGUGAGAAUGCAGCCCGUAUUAACGGAAGUAGUGGAAUCAUUGAAUCUGUAGGUGGGCGACAGCAACGGUCCACUUCGCCACCCCAAAAUUCCAUGCAGGAAACGGAUGGCACCCCUAGUGUACCCACUACCGCCAGUGUUGUUGCAAAUGCAAACCAUGGCGUCACAGCAACUACCAAUAACAAUAACAAUGUUGGGCAGCUCGGGAGUGCAAACCUGAAUCUGAACAGCCACCACCAUCACCACCAUCACUACCAUGGCAACUCUGGCCUGACCCACCCUCAGCACCACCAUAACCACAACCCAGCUGGCGGCGCCAAGUCUCCUGAUGUCUCCAACCAGAACUCUGACCAGGCCAACGAGGAGUGGGAGACUGCCUCAGAAAGCAGUGACUUCACAGAGUUUCGAGAGAGAGACGGCGGAGGAGCCGGCAAAUCCUACUCCUCCUAUCACCACCACCAUCCUUCAGGCAGAGGAGGCAGCGGAGGAGGAGGAGGAGGUGGUGGUGGAGGUGGAGGUGGAGGUGGUGAGAGAGAGAUGACUACUAAAGAAUCGGCUGCCAACAAGAGGAGCUUUUCCAGUCAGCGUCCUGGAAUGGAGAGGCAGAAUCGAAGGGUCAGUGCUGGUGGCAGUGGAGGUAGAGGCUCCAGAGGCCCACCAGGCGGUGGUGGCGGGCCAGGAGGUGUAGCUGGUAAUGGUGGGGCCAACCGUGGCGAGAGACGUGGCAACUGGCCCUCUCCCAAAAACAGGAAGUGAAUCCUUCUCCCCUUUUUAAUUUGGAAACAUUUCGAAAGCAUCCCUCUUUUUCUCUGCCCACUCAUCUCUCAGUUCUCCUCCCCUAACAUAACCUUAUUAUUAUUAUUAUUAUUAUUAUUAUUAUUAUUGUACAAGAUAUAGUCAUGAAGAUGGUGUACACACUCAUUCUAGCUCCCUUGGUUUAUUGCUUUGUCUCUUGUCCCCCCCCCCCCCCCCCCCCCCCCCUUUUUUUUUUUGCCCAUGCACACCUUGUUUCCUUUCAUGCACCCAAAGCACCGAAGUUCUACUCAGAUUAGAUAUUGCAUCUACUUGACCCCAUUUUAAAUGUAUCUUGACUGAAACAAACAUACAGAUAUAAAACUCAUACAUGUUUGCAUAUACAAGCACAAUAUGGCAUCAAGCUGACACAUACACUCAACCCUAUGACUGCGGCAUGCGGUGGUCAUACAUUUGUAGCAGAAUUGACAGAGUAGUGGCUUGAAGCAUACAUUGAAGGCUGAUGUUUAUAUGAUGUCCCUGUGUAUUUAUACAAUGUUGGGGGUUCAGCUUGUAUAUUCAGUGAAGCAGUUCUGCAUAUUCAGGUUGGGACUGGGGUGUGGAGGUGCUCUUUUAAUAACAGAUGUACCAUAGAUUUGCUUUUUCCUACUUCUGUGCUACUUCUUUCCUUUUACCUCAUCGUUCAGUUAUGUUCAUAUUCCCUCCCUUUAAAAAAGUUAGGGUUGUAAUACUUUUUUUUCCUCUGCAAAGCAGGUCAUUAAAAUGCAUUUUUUUAUAAACACCCUUCUUGAUUUUUCGCAGUUUUUGAGUUCCUCACUAAUUUGUGCUCGCCAACCCAUGAAAUACUAAUGUUCACAUUUACUGUUUCUGAUAUCACUGUUGUAGCUGCUUGUUCAGAACUAGUGUGACCUUUUGGUUUUGUUUUGUUAUCCAAGGUUGUUGGUCUUCUCUGCUCUAGCUUAUUUGUGUUUCCCUGUAGUUCACUUGGCUCUUUUGGCCUCUGCAUAUAUUAGUUUUGUUACUUGCAAACAGACUCGGAGAACAAAUGGUUUCUUCUUCCACCUUCCACAAAAAAAACACCUGAGUGUUCUGAUCCUAAGAACAGGACUUCAAAAUGUUCCCCACUUUUUUUUUUUUUUUUGGUUCCCCUGGCAUUUCUUCAAUUUUAAAAAUUAUUUUCAAACGUCUAAAAGCAAAUAAAGACUUGCCUUCUCAUUUAGAAACUUGAAGUACUCCUAAUUUGAAGGCACCACCCACAUUUGCUUUCUUUAGUAUGCAACCAAACUCAGACACUCCUAGAAUAUUCAUCCCCCUCCCUCCUCCAGUGUGUGCCUAGUGUUUUGUCAUUUAUUUAUUAGGUGUCAUACUGCAGUUCUGUUUUAAUCAACAUGGGCAGUAAAUAUUGUGCUAUUUGCUACGUUUACUCACCAGUUGUAGUAAAUAUAGAGGUGUUCUGUUAAUCAUUCUCCAUUUAGUUUCCGUUGCAUCUUUGCUUCAAAAAGCUGACUAAACCUACGGUUCAGUUCACGUUGGUCGGCAUUGUUGAUCCCAACAAAGUAGGACCGAUCAACAUUUCACAGGUUGUCUCAUAAAGUCUUUGCCAAGGAGUUACUCGCCCUUUUUGGUUAGUGUUAUUAAAAAAAGCUCAUUGAUUCCAGAUGUGCAGUACACCUUGGAAUCAAGUCACGUGUACCCACUCGAAGGGACUGUCUACUGGCAAAGGUGGUCCAAAUUAAAAAAAAAAAAAAAAAAGAAUCCAUUUUAAAUGAAUAACCCCUGAAUUUAAAAGAGGUUCCCUUCUGUUUUCUGACCAGCAUCUGUAUUUUUUUACUGCUGUAAGUUGGGGUUUGUUUUCUGGGAAUGCCUUUUUUUUUCUGGACAAUAGCUUUGGGAUGUUGAGUAGGGCCGAAUGAAUUGUGUAUGAGUGAGUAGGGCAUUUGAAGUGUGUGUGUGUGUGUGUGUGUGUGAAUUCUCUCUACUGUAUGUGUAAGGUUAUUUUGUGGGGAGGGGGGCUGUUGAAGGCAGAAACAAUUGCCCUGUUUUUUUUCUUCUCCUUUUGUGGACAAUAUUAAGAUGUUUUUACCGUGUUCCUUAUAUACAUUCACGGAUAUGCAUUCAAGUGUGUGUAUGUUUAUCCAAAUUAAAUACUUGCAGUGAGAAUCAUUGCACACACUCCCCCCCCCGCCCCCCCCAAAAAAAAAUCCUUACAGUAAGGAAAAGAAAAGCAGUGGGUAUAUUACUUCACCCCCAUUCCCCCCACCCCCCGACAUUUUUACCAAGCAUGAACACAUCCUCGGCUGCAGCUCUGUGAGCCUAUCCAUCGGUAGCCAUAUACUCCCCUAGGCUCUCAGUGCGAUCCCUCGUCCCUCCUUAACUCUUAGCUAUCUAUUGAUGUGGUCAUAUUGUAUGUACCCAUGUUUAAUGAGUAAAUAAAUAAGCAUUAAAGCGUGUUCCUGGAAUACUCAAAAGAUUGUACUAUACUUUCAACUCUUACCAAGGUACCUGAAGUGGUUACAGCUGUAAUAGCAUUUAUGGUUUAUUAUUGGAGCCUUGAUAUACACACAUGUAUGUAUAUUGGUAUGUAUCUAAGUUUGUCUACCCCAACUUACAUUCCCACAAACAAAUGUUGCCAUUUUUAAGUUCAAGGGAGCAAUGUACAAGCAGAGAAGUGUCUUAUUAUAAUAAAGUAUACAGAGAGAAGAGUUAAAUAAAAAUCUUUUGUUUUAAUGGA